Molecule: messenger RNA, 1223 nt
Organism: Lecanosticta acicola
Lineage: Eukaryota; Fungi; Ascomycota; Dothideomycetes; Mycosphaerellales; Mycosphaerellaceae
Source: the annotation of a GenBank genome assembly
AUGACCGCCAGCCAGCAGCACACGGAGGCAGUGGACCAGCUCCAGACCAAUCUCAAUCACACCGUGCGUACAGAGACACCAGCUCAUGCAGCUUUCCGCUGACCCCAAACAGCUCGAGGAGACUGGAAGACUGUUCGCAGCCAUGUUCGCAAACCCGAACUCGCCGCCGACCUCUCAAGCCGCCAGACUCAAAGCCCUCUUGCCUGUCGCCGAGACUGCUUUCCACGGCGCGUUGGACAAGUUGGAGUGGGAACUGGUAUGCAACCUCUUUUCGGGACCAAUGUAAUGCCUGGGUUGGCUGAUCGGCUGUGUCAAAGCAACGCGCGAUGAAGGUCAUGCGCCGUGACUUGGCUGUAUGUCGAGAGCUCUCGGGCGUACAGACACAGCAGCAGGCGCAACCUCUAGCUGAACCGCAAUCGCAACCACAGCAAGCUACUUCGGAGAUUUCGCAGCCAUCAAUCAGAAAUGGGGCACCCGAGACGAGCAAGACAGAAUCGGGAACUGCUCAACCUCCUGCACCGGCUCCACGCGACACCGACAUGACGGAUGCCGCUCCAAUCCAGGAGGGCAAACCAUCUGCUCCCGAGACGUCUCCGAUAGCUGCUCCAGCAUCUGCUCCAGCCCCCGAAUCCAAAGCUGCCCCUCAAGAGAAACCUAACACAGAAACUCCACCAGCCCCAGAAUCGAAACCCGCUCAAGACGAACCCGAAAGCGCACCUCACGGCCUGCCACUGAUCGAUACAACCGCCGCAGCUCCAAAUACAACCGAUAAAUUGAAACCAGACGAUAACAAGCCCAUCGAAGACGAAAAGGCACCCGACACAGCCAACGACCUGGACUCCCUCUUCAACGACCCAAUGAGCGGUGGCGGCGCAGAUGCGAACGCAGACUUCAGCUUCCAUCAAGACACGGGCAACGAUAUGGACUUUGGAUCUUUCGGAGCAGACAACGAUAACAUCUCUUCUCUCCUUCCUGGUCUGGAAGAUUACGCCAACAACCAGCCAAGUAAUAACACGAAUGAAGUCGAUCUGGACCAACUCUUCGGUCUGGGAGAUAGCAAUCAGGGCGCAAUCGAUUCACAGGGUGCCGGAGAGCAACAUGACACCACAUUCGACGACCUCAUGGAUCUGGCUGGUUUUGAUGUGGACGGCGAUGCGAAUAACGGGAACAACAACAAUACCAGCAAUACCGACUUCGCCGACUUCGAUUCGCUCUUCAAUUAA